CAGAAACGCAAGUAAAGGAUGUCGUACUGCAAUUGUUUUCAUCCAAGUUGCGGGAGAUGAACAUUUCAUUUUUAGUUCGGUGUGGUUGUAGAAGGAAUCGCAGACUCAACGGAUUCUACUUGGUGAACAAAUAAACAUUCCUGGUUAUCAUGUGGGUUCAGAGAUGCCAAAAGAUAUUUUUCUUUCGGCCUUAUCAAGCGUUUUGUGCCCUUUUGACCUUGAUUGUAUUAGUAUUAAUGGUGUGCUUUGUGAUCUCCAACUAUCUGCACCUCAUGAGUCUAACUAAACGUUGCGAAUGGAAUGGCUUGGAAGAUACCCAGCAACCGUUGCUAAUGAGUACUUGGAAAGCCCGCCAUCAAAAACAUCUCAUUGGAAGACAUCAGUUUGACCCCAAACUUCACCAAGCUAUUCGCACCCAAGUCCUUAUUCCGCCUUCGGAUCACUCCAUUCCUGGAGUGGGAUACGAAAUCAGAAUUCCGGCAGAUUCCGAUCCCUCGCUCGGGCAAAGACAGUUGAUGCAGAAGUUGUUUAAGAACAAGUUCCUUUGAUUUCAGAGAAAUGGCUUUUUUAUUGAAUGCGGGGCCUUGGACGGAAUUGAAGGAUCAAAUACACUGUACAUGGAGCGCCAUCUAGGUUGGACGGGAC
Molecule: messenger RNA, 645 nt
Organism: Tigriopus californicus
Lineage: Eukaryota; Metazoa; Arthropoda; Copepoda; Harpacticoida; Harpacticidae
Exons: 3
Coding region: 150-548 (132 amino acids)
Source: RefSeq, a predicted model, not a curated record